GGUGGGAAAUGUAGUCCGACGCGCCGGGUGCGGCUCCGUCCCGCGGCGAGUCCCGCGGGCUCCUUCGGCGGGAGGAAGCCCCCACAGGAAGGAAAGAGAAGACAAUGGCUGCUGGGCCUCUGCCUUUGGGAGCUCAGUUUCAGGAGUUAGUGACGUUCAAGGAUGUGGCUGUGGACUUCACUUGGGAGGAAUGGCUGCAGCUAGAUCCUGCUCAGAGAAGCCUGUAUGGCAGAGUCAUGCUGGAGAACUACAAGAACCUGGUCUCCCUGGCAGGGCAGCAACUUUCCGAACCAAACAUGAUAUCCCAGCUGGAACGAGAAGCGCUCAGCCUGAGAAACAAAGAACUCCCAGGGUGCGUCUCUCCAGACCUGGAGACAAGACUUGAACCCAACAAGUUAUCUCCAAAGCCCAGCAUUACUGAAAAUUUAUCCCAUGGAUCCAUAAUGGAAAGAAAAGGUCUCUGGCAUUCAACCUUAGGGGAAGCCUGGAAACCUGAUAAUUUGUUAGAAGAGCAACAGGAAAGACAUCUGGGCCAAGCUAUCCAUAAGGGAACCCUCACCGAGAGGAGGGUACAUAGAGGUAAUGACCAUGAAAAAUGUACCAAUCAAGAUUCAGUCCUUAAUACACAGCAAGGAAUUCCUAUGUCAAAAUCUCCCCACAAUAGGAAUGCACCUAGAAAAGAUGCCAAACAAAAUUGUGAGUUAAUGAAAUCUCAAAAAAUGUUUGUAGGAAAGAAAAUCUAUGAAUGUAAUGAAUGUGGAAAAACCUUCAGCCAGAGCUCGUCACUUCUUAAACACCAGAGGAUUCAUACUGGGGAGAAACCCUAUAAGUGCAGUGUCUGUGAUAAGCACUUUAUUGAACGUUCCUCCCUUACUGUACAUGAAAGAAUUCAUACUGGAGAGAAACCCUACAAAUGCAAUGAAUGUGGGAAAGCCUUCAGUCAGAGCAUGAACCUUACUGUUCAUCAAAGAACUCACACUGGGGAGAAACCAUAUCAGUGCAAACAGUGUGGAAAAGCUUUCCGUAAGAAUGCUUCCCUUAUUCAACAUGAAAGGAUUCAUACUGGAGAGAAACCGUACAAAUGUAAUGAAUGUGGGAAAGCUUUUACACAAAGCAUGAAUCUUACUGUACAUCAGAGAACUCAUACAGGAGAAAAACCCUAUGAAUGUAAUGAAUGUGGAAAAGCCUUCAGUCAAAGCAUGCAUCUUAUUGUGCAUCAGAGAAGUCAUACUGGAGAAAAACCCUAUGAAUGCAGUGAAUGUGGAAAAGCUUUUAGCAAAAGUUCAACCCUUACCCUACAUCAGCGAAAUCACACUGGAGAAAAGCCCUAUAAAUGUAAUAAAUGUGGGAAAUCCUUUAGCCAGAGUACCUACCUUAUAGAACAUCAGAGACUUCACUCUGGAGUAAAACCUUUUGAAUGUAAUCAAUGUGGAAAAGCGUUCAGUAAGAACUCAUCCCUUACUCAACAUCGGAGAAUUCACACUGGAGAGAAACCUUAUGAGUGUAUGAUCUGUGGAAAACAUUUCACUGGACGAUCAUCCCUUACUGUACAUCAGGUUAUUCACACUGGAGAGAAGCCUUAUGAAUGCUCUGAAUGUGGGAAGGCAUUUAGCCAGAGUGCCUACCUUAUUGAACAUCAAAGAAUUCAUACUGGUGAGAAACCCUACGAAUGUGAUCAGUGUGGAAAAGCUUUCAUUAAGAAUUCAUCUCUUACAGUGCAUCAGAGACUCAUACAGGAGAGAAACCCUACCAGUGUAAUGAAUGUGGAAAAGCUUUCAGUCGGAGUACAAACCUUACAAGACAUCAAAGAACUCAUACAUGAGGAAAGCAUUCAUGAGCCACUUCAUCAUGAUUAAUUCUUAAGUAAUCACAUAAGUCAUGUUGAUGUAGAUGUGAUGCUUAAUCAAUGUAACACUUAUGGCAGUCUUAGUUGAAGUACCAUAUACUACAUCAGAUAAUAUAUACCAUGGCAGAGAAACCUUAUGAGAGUGGAGAAAUUUUGAUUCAGAAGAUAAAAGUUACUUUAUGUGAGGUUUGAGUAACUAGUCUAUAAACAAUGAAGAUAAGUUCUGUUUUAUCAUACUGCAGAUGCUCCUCUGGACAUCAGGUAUUUCAUAGUGAAAAGAAACUGUCACAGUGCAUGGCUGGACAGCCCAAAGACCUGGUAGGUAGUUUUGGCUGCCAAUAGUUUAGAAAAGUCACCCACUUUUACUGGGUCAUGGUUUACUUAUCUGGUAAUUGAGAGAUUUUGGAUUUUGAAUUCCUGGAGGACCCCAAUUUGCUAAAAUACUACAAAUGAUGUUGCUGGGAAGUUUCUGGCAUUUUACUCUCACAUGUUUUCUAGGUGCUUCCACUUGACAGUUUGUUUAACUUGGAUGUUUUGAGUCAAAAUUCUCUACCUCUACCAAUGGUUAUUAUCUACCAUGUGUCUUCCCUUCUCCCUGCCUUACUUUUUACCCUAAAAUAUACACUGGUUUCUAACAGGUAAUAGAAUAAUUGUACAAAUCUUAAUGCACUGGCAUGCUGUUUUGAGUUCUCUCAAUAGUAAACUUGUUAAAUUAGCUGUUUGGAAAACUAAAUACAGUCUACAUGUAUGGCAUAGACUCAGAUACAUAUCUAUGUGUUGCAUUUGACUGCCCAAGUAAAAAAGAAAAGAGUAAGAGGGAUCAAACACUAAUAUGCAUGGACAUCUGGCAUAUUGGCAAAACCUUUGCAACUCAGAAUAUAUUCAAAACAACCACAGAGAUAUUUUAUACAUCUUCAUAAUGAUAAUUUAUUAUUUAUUCAUUUACUCCACCCAUAUUUAACAAAUACUAAAGACAUAAUUAGAAAAUCAGAAUGAUUAAGAUACAUUAUUUUCUAAGGCUGUGGGAGUGAAACUGUGGCAUAUGUGCUGCAGCUGGCUGUUAUCAUUGAGAGCUCUAAAACAGCUUGCCAUCACUGUUCUAGGGGCUAAACUAAGGAAGUGGCAGUAUAUUUUGUGGGAAAGAAGAAUUGAAGCAGUGAUGAGGCAGUGAUGAAAAAAAAAAUCAGCAACUGUUUAAAUACAGCUAUUUGAAUGAGAAGGAAGAGUUUACAGUGACUUAAAUGUCUUAUUUGAGUGGAUUUGCAUACCAUAACUAAGAGCACACAAAAUCAACUGAUUUUGCCUGGCAGUGAUGUAUUGAGUUUAAAGGCAUGGUCAUGAGUCUCGGGGCAGAAUGAAGAUUUCUAAAAGGCAGCAGAACACACACAAAUAAGCAGAAGGCUGUACUUGGAGUACACUGUAAGAGUAAGUCACUGUAAGAGUAAGGGCAAAGAGCAAUCAGUAGAACUUAAAAGGAAUGAACUCCCAAAAGAAAACCAAAAUCAGGAAGUGGUGGUGCCACAGAAGUAAAAGAAUUUUAGUGUAGGAUAGGGGUAGCUAAUCUUAUCCAGUGCCACAGAAGGUAAAGAUAAACAUAAAAGAUGUUGUUUGCUUAUGGUUAUCAAUUUAAAACAGAUGUUAAAACCUCUGCAAAUUUUAAUGGGUUGAAGAGUGAGUUAAAUUUUGUGAGAGACUUAGCUUUACAAGACAGGAGAGAUUUAGAUAACAAGAGGGAGAUGGGGGCUAAAAGGGGGUUUACUUACCAGAAGAGCCGUUGGCUGCAGGUAAUCAAAAGCCCAUUUAACAAUGGCUUAAGCAGAGAUUAAUUUUUCUCAAAUAACAAAUCUGGAGGAUGCUAGCAUUCACAGAUGUAAUUGGAUACCUUGAAUUUCAUGGGGUUUCUAUCUUGGUUGUAUGAUAUGGCCAAGCUUCAGGUAAAAUGUCUGCAUUUGUAGUAGGAAUAUCAGAUGGGUAGGACCAGCAAUAUCAGUGUAUUUUAGCAUACUCCUUCCAUUUCCUUGACCACAGCUAUACAUGCCUCACCCCCAGCAGUAAGGGAGACUGAAAAAGGAGGAAUUAACUCUUCCAUUCUCUCUAGUGGAGGUAAACAAAAAUAAAAAGGCUUUCAGAAUGGUGUUGAUUUGGCCAACCAGUAGUCUGCCAGGGUGUGUUUGUAUGGUGAAAAGUAGGAUUAAGUGUAUUUAUAACUGCAAAAAAGAAAAAAAGCAGCAUAGGAGAGUCAGGAGGCACAGGAAAGAGAAGAUCUACAGCUCAGAGUGAAAAAGUAAGAUUUGGAGCACAAACAGGCUGCAGGUAUCCUUUCAGCAGGAGGAUGGAAUCUCCAAUGUGAGGUGGGAGAAUUAAGAAAUCAUGGCUCCAGAACAUGUGGGUAGCAAUGGAAGACUUGCCUAUGAAUUAUCAUUGUUAGGUCUUUAGGCAAUCUAGUCUUUGCAUUAUGUGAUUCCUCAGGAUGAUUACUAACUUUGUUGCAUUAUAUUCAUCCUGUUUCAGUACCCUUCAUCUCCCCCUCCUGUGCCUUCCUCUUAAAAUUUUAUUUUGUUGUAUCUUAAUCAUUUUCAUCCGUUUUCUACCCAUCUAUUUUCUCAGCCUCCUUUCUUCUUUCCAUUUUUAUUGUGAGACAGGUGGGAAACAAGAAACAGAGAAUGGGCACAAGCAAGGCAUAUUAUUAAAAAUCUUAGUACAUUCUGUGAUUCAUUCUCCCCUUUUCUUUGCUUGUUCUCACUCCACUAGUUUAUAUUUAAAUGCAGUAAGGGAGCCCUGGGAUCUGUAUGGCGAAUCAAAGCAUUUCGAGGUCAGAGUGGAGAAGUGUUGGUGAUUUGCUCCAUCCUCAAGCCUCCAAACUUGGGUUGAGGGAAAGGGUGCUGUUUAUUUGGGAAGCACCUCAAAAUGAUACCCACAAUAUAAAGAUCUGGGUAAGAAACCUUGGCUAUGGUGUCCUCUUGUUAAACCAAGUCUUUUACUUAGGUCUUUUUUCUGAGGUCUAACAGUAGUAUCUAUAAUAUUUGAGAAUUAUCUUUUUGUUUCUUGAAAUAACUUAUAGCCAGACCUCAUGUCAUCUGGAACCAUCAGCAGCCAAGGACAUCUGUGUGCCUUUUCCCCUCCAUCCUCCUGACUGCUGCUACCACCACCAGCUGGUAUUCUGCCACUGUCAUCACUGAUGGAUAACUUCUCAUGUUUACAGUUAAAGUUUCACAUGACCCAAAACAUGAGCAUUAGCUGUUCUUUCUGACCACAUCUCUGUCCUAAUUCUAAAAUUCUAUGAAAGGAUCCCAGUUGAUGUAGAUCAUCCUUUUAGGACAGACCUCACAAAUGCCCUUUUCUGCCUAAGUACCUAUUCCUUUUCCAGUCAACUGGUGGGAAGGAGGCUGCCAUGCAGUCACAAAUGCCCUUUUCUGCCUAAGUACCUAUUCCUUUUCCAGUUAACUGGUGGGGAGGAGGCUGCCAUACAGUCACCAUCCAUGCAGUCAGGCCUCUGAGCAGCAGCUAGCUAUCCAUGACAAACAUGCCAUUGGGUAUUUGCUGAGCACCUCCUCCAUAGCUGCUAGAGAUCUAGGGCUCUCAAGAACGUCAUGGCAGGAGGUCAUAAAUGAAUGAGGAAUUAGGCUGCAAUCACAUGAUGUCUAAAUGAUGUCUAAAACAAACACAACACCGUCUGGAACCACAGAGAACUGGGUGUUAGGUAAUUUCUCUCUAUGGCUGAACCAUCAGUCAAAUGAGCUACUUCCUUCACCACAGCUCUGUGAAAUGGGUAUCUGAACAUUUAAAGAGAUUACCAGUCAGGGUUCCAUAACAUAUGGAGCUGAAGACUAUAGUGUCAGUAUUCCUCCCUUUUAGGUUAAUCAUAGCCCCCAACACAUGGACAUUCAAGGGGACUGCAUCCAACUCUUGCAAAAAAUUUACAGCUGAUCUGGAAGGAAAAGGACUCUGAAAAUUGAUGAAUGCUUAGGAUAUAGUUGGUUAUUUCCCAAGGUAAAUAUACAUUGGCACAGUUCAUUUCCUGCCUGUAGUCCACAGACUUGCUUGAGCACUUUCUAGUCAAUGUUUGAGUGACAAGUAUGAAUAAGACAGUGUUCCUAGUCAGUGUAUAGGUAGCUUGUAUGAAUUCCAGUGUGAAGGACUGCUGCUGAGUAGCUCCCAACACAGGCUGCCAUGGGAGUGAGCCAAUAAGAUGGAAAGAAAGGUAAGAGGUAAGGGCAGAAGGAACUGCAAAAAGGCUGAGUGCGUUUAUAUUUAGGAGAUUGUAAAGGAUGUAUGAUUUGAGUGUAGAGUAGAAGUCAAGGGAUGACAGGAAAUAAAGCUAAAUGAACCUCUCAUUGCAUCCUGUAGCAAGCACCAUAUAACAUGGCUCAGCAAGUGAACACUAAGAACUUGUAGGAAAUAACUCCUAUUCUGAGGAAGAGUAAUCAGAUUUGAUGCAGAUUCUGGUUGCAUAUAAGUGUAUAUUUGCAUAAUUGAUAGUGGAAGCAGAGAGAGGAAUGGUUUCUCCUGACUACAUUUUUAACCUCAUUUCUCUGAGCAGAAUGGAUCACAAUAAAAAUCCUUGAGGAGUAGGGGUUGCUGCUUUGGGCCCUGGCUUGAGGGAGGGUACAGUGGGCUUCACAUUAAUGGUGUCAUUACUCUCUUCAGUUUUGUUUUUCUAACUGGCUGUGGCAGGUGUUGAUAGGUACUCCCUAACUAACUGCAGUAGUCCCAGGAUAAAUGGGUCAGGUAAGUGGAGGCUUUGUAACUAUUUUCAGUUUUAGAAGACUUUGGGCCCUUGGAUGUCAGCUCUCAGCUAAGUAACAAGGAUGCCUUUGACCUUUCUCCCAUUAGCAGGAACAGGAUUCCUAAUUCCCUUUAAUGUAUCAGUGUCUCACUUUUCUCACUGCUAAUAGCACAAAUGUAAUUGCUUUGGAUUGCAUUAAAGUGUUGUAAAAGUGUGUA
Messenger RNA from Chinchilla lanigera (long-tailed chinchilla), 6790 nucleotides. It is a transcript of the gene Zfp2, whose product is annotated as ZFP2 zinc finger protein. Gene Ontology annotation, biological process: negative regulation of transcription by RNA polymerase II. Lineage: Eukaryota; Metazoa; Chordata; Mammalia; Rodentia; Chinchillidae. The record is from RefSeq and is a predicted model, not a curated record. Gene Ontology annotation, molecular function: DNA-binding transcription repressor activity, RNA polymerase II-specific.